This is a messenger RNA of Prunus dulcis (almond), 390 nucleotides long. RefSeq names its product EG45-like domain containing protein. The transcript has 2 exons. The coding region runs from base 1 to 390 and encodes 129 amino acids. Gene Ontology annotation, biological process: systemic acquired resistance. The record is from RefSeq and is a predicted model, not a curated record. Gene Ontology annotation, cellular component: apoplast; cell wall. Lineage: Eukaryota; Viridiplantae; Streptophyta; Magnoliopsida; Rosales; Rosaceae.
AUGGGAUUGGAAAUGCGAGUUCUCCUUGUGCUUGCCAUGGCUAUAUGCCUCCCCUCCGCCACAUAUGCAGCCGAUGGAACAGCCACUUUUUAUACACCUCCUUAUGUUCCCUCCUCAUGCUACGGAUACCAAAAUGAUGGAGUGAUGAUAGCCGCAGCAAGCGAUGCCAUUUGGGGCAACAGAGCAGCUUGUGGAAGAAGGUACAGAGUGACAUGCACCGGAGCCACUAACCAAGGUGUCCCACAACCUUGCAAGGGAACCAGCGUUGUCGUUAAAAUUGUCGACUACUGUCCUCCCGGAUGCAGAGGAACCAUUGAUCUCUCUCAAGAGGCCUUCACCGUCAUUGCUAACCCCAACGCCGGAAAAAUCAAGAUUAGUUAUACUCAGUAA